Molecule: messenger RNA, 4743 nt
Organism: Alternaria atra
Lineage: Eukaryota; Fungi; Ascomycota; Dothideomycetes; Pleosporales; Pleosporaceae
Exons: 3
Coding region: 1-4743 (1580 amino acids)
Biological process (GO): regulation of ARF protein signal transduction
Molecular function (GO): guanyl-nucleotide exchange factor activity
Source: RefSeq, a predicted model, not a curated record
AUGGCCGAGUACUCCCACCACCAUGGCCGCCCAACCACGCCCACCGGCUCUUCCAGGACACACAGACCGAACGGAUCCAUGCGAACACUCAAUACCAACCAGCCCAAACAGGAGACCUUUUUCGACGAUGCCACUCCCGUAGACCGAUUCAACGACAACCCAAAGCACGACCCACUCCGUGACUCUCACGAUCUUUCCUUCGCCGAGGGCGGCAACGUGAGAGACUCUGUCGUCGACAACAUGCUGCUCUCUCUGGACCAAUUCUCUACAGGGAACCUGUUCGGCAGCUCAGGACCUCAGUACCCCAGCUACGGUGAAGACGACUUCUUUCUUAGAGACAACUCAUACCGACCGCCCGGCGCGCGCCAUCGGGGCCACACGUACACCUCAUCGCGCUCCUCUGACUAUGAUCUGAACCCCGACGAGCACUCUCGAUACACUGCCCACCACUCGCGUGCUCGUCGAAGCAAUAGCAGCAACAACAUCGGUACACCAAUCCACAGGAAGGGAAGCACGCGGGACAUGUACACAGGGAGACAAGGCACUACUCAGUACGGCCAACUUCAACAAGCGGGUCACCUGAGAGGCAACAGCAAGAAGGGCAGCAUGGGCAGCGGCUCUUCGAGCAUGGACUUUGGCCAGUCUGGCAUCUUGGGCAAUCAGCGCCUUGGCUUUGGGAAGCGCUCGGCGAGUUUUGAUCACAGCAAUGCAAGCGACCGGGGGAGAAUCUCGCCCUUGAGAGUCGAAUCCGUUUUGGACAGAGGCAGGGUCGCCUAUCAAAACUAUCCUGAUGAAUACGAUGCGGCCCCCGAGCCCACCGUUCCGGCCGGCCCUCGAAGGGUUCAGGAACCACCACAAUCCCCCCUCGCGUUUCCUCCCCAGCCAUCCUACGCCGCACCGCAGGCACCCCGGCCUGGUCGCAGAGGCAGCGUCCGCUCCAACACGAGCUACAGAACUUUGCGAAAGAACAAGAGCCAGCCGGGACCAAGCAUGAGGGCCCAGGCGCAAGAAUUCGUCAAUGCCAGCACGUUACGAGAGCUGCCUCCUGUGCCAUCAUGGCAAGAUCCUUCAGCUCCAUCACCAAGCGUGGCUGCACGAAGUCCACUGUUUCCUCCUCAGGCUCCAGCAGCGCCAAAGCCUGGCUUCUUCCGCCGAGUGUUUGGUGGAGGCUCUUCCAAGUCUACACCACAACUGUCUGCUGCCUCCGGCGCCCUGAACUCGUCGCAAGAGAAUUCAACACCUGUCCCCAGUAAACCUCAGCCGGCCGAUGUCAACUCAGUGUACUCUUCCGCACGACCGCGCACGACGCCGAACAAUAGCAGUCAUAUUGCUUCUCAGAUAAAAUCGUUACCAAAGGCACCCCAAACUGCCAACUCUGCGCAGGGAGACGCACAAGCACUGCACCCGCCGACGCUCGGCAAAAAGCCAUCAUCAUUUUUCCGGCGUCGAAAGAAGUCUAUUUCUGAAAGCACGAAACCACCUGUCACGGCUCUCGAGUUUACUCAGCCAGCCAGGCCGGUACUGCCCCCACAGCCCAGCCCCGGAGUUAGCAGUUUGCGACAAGUUAUGAACCCUUACCUCAACGACGCAGGACGCACGGGUGAUAAGGCACUUGACGCACGAGAUGAGCAGUCUGGUGACGCUUCUACGAAUGGAUUCUCACCAAACUAUAAACCACACAAGGAUACAAAAGUUCGCGCAAUUAAGUCAACUUCGCGUGGGGAUGAUCAGACACCUCCUGCGUCACGAGGGGAGCAAUUAAGAGCUUCUGAUUUGAGCAAUACAGGCAGUCCUAAGCUGAAACUGAAGUUGAAGCACGCGAAGUAUGUUGUCCCAACCCAACAAGAAGAUACCUUCCUUGCAGAUAGCAGCAGCUGUAAUGAAGAUCGCAGUGGUCGCGCAACGCCAACCGGCGAGUGCAGUGGCACCGAGGAAAGGAGACCAAGCACAGGACCCACCCCCUCGUUACUUGGGCAAUCUGAAGCAAAAAGCAAUCACAAGCCUGGUGGCGACCACCGGGCCGAGCUUUUAUCACCCCACGACAACCCCAUUUCUAGAAGUGGUUCAGUGUCACAGUCCGCUUCAGAAGUCGAGGACGAAGGCUGGGUCAUCACCGAAUCAUCCAGCAAAGUGCACAUUACUGAUAAGAAAAGUCCGGCCGCGAAGCGUGUGUGGCUUGAUACCACUCUACCAGACGCACUUGGUGAUACUACCGACGACCUCAAGUUACCCUUGGAAGGCGCGCGAUCCUCCCAGCAGUCACUCGACAAGGUCUCGUCAGACGCCAAUACCCCAACCUCACCUAAUGACGUCUUCCACUCUGCUACAAGUCUGCCCAUAGUGCAGGUCGAAAGUCGCGACUCCGACACCAUGCCUGCUAUAGUCGAGGACCGAUCAAUGCACAGCGAGCCCACUGAUGCAGAGCGUGAACGUGCAUUCCAGAUCUACAGCGGCGGUGAUUCUUCUAGUCUGAAGGCCCAAGCAGCUACAUUGUUGGGCGAUGUUAGCUUGUCUAGCACACGCAUGCGAAAGGCCUUUAUGGACCUCUUUGACUGGACCGGCAUGAACAUCUUGGCUGCUAUGCGUGACCUUUGUGGCAAGAUCAUCCUCAAGGCCGAAACCCAGCAGGUUGACCGCAUUCUCAUGAGUCUCUCAGAGCGUUGGUGUGAAUGCAACAGCAGCCACGGCUUCAAGGCAGUUGAUGUCGUGCAUACCAUUUGCUACUCUAUUCUACUCCUCAAUACAGAUCUGCACUUGGCUGACAUUGAGUCGAGGAUGACACGAAGUCAGUUCGUCCGUAACACACUCCCUACUGUCACCCGCGUGUGUCAAGACUCGGUCACGGCUGCUGGAGAAGAGACGCUAAGACCGCAUUCCACUCACUUCCGAAGACCUUCUCUGCCAUGGAACGACAAGUCGGAACCCAGCUCGCCAGGUGCUGAAGCCGCCACAUUCUCUGCAGAUAUGGAAGAGCCUGUGGAAGCUAGGAAAACCCGCAGUCGUCUCUCGAUCCGACCCCCCGCCAGAAGUGGCUCAGAAGGUCUACUCUCCUUUGAUUCUGCAGUGUCCGAGUCCAACACACUUGUCAACUCACCAUACAAUGGUCCCAUGCGAGGAUGGGAGUUCCAGAUCGAGACUGUACUCAAAGAGUUCUAUGACUCCAUCCGCAAGCAACGCCUGCCACUCCAUGGAUCUUCCGAGCCCGUUGUUCAUCAUCAGCCUUCUUCCAACAACCUCUCCGUCAGCAACAUGCUACGUCGGACUCCCAGCGUGUUGAGCAAAGCACCGUCUGACAACACGAGCUACCGUGGCCGAUCACAAAACGAUUUCCGCAAUGUGGGCAGUCGCUGGGCCUCUAAGAACCGCUCAAAGCAAAGAUUGUAUCCUUCAUCUACUGUAGCGUCUAGUCGAACCAGUCUGGACGACGGAUCGGUGUGGAGCCCUGCCGGAUCAAGCUCCUGGAGUCGUUACUCGUACGGCAAGACUGGUACGUCCAUGUCGGUAGACUCACUAGGCUCACACUUUGCGCAUGGCGACUACCAGCAGGCUAUUGGCUUUGCCAAUGCUCUCAGUCAAGCUAUCAUUCGCGAGGAAGGCAUGACCAUCGCCAGUGACGAAGAGUUUUCCCGCGUCGCCCCGCUGUUGGAAGACGAAACUCUCGAGCUGGUCGGAGCACCCUGGGCUAAAGAAGGCAUCCUCAAGCACAAACGGCACCUUGAUUCAGUGGAUAGGAAGGCAAAGGAUCGAGCGUGGAACGAGUGUUUCUCCGUUGUCGAGAAAGGCUGUAUGCGUCUGUUCUCAUUCAGCAUGAACUCCAAGUCGGUUAGGCAGAAGAGCAAGCUGCGGCCAUCUGCUGGUGGUGUUGUAGGAGGCGGCAACUGGAUGGAUAACGCCGAAGCCUUGGACAGCUUCCCACUCCGCCAGACCAUUGCCAGCGCGCUACCUCCUCCGGGAUACUCGAAGACAAGGCCUCAUGUGUUUGCGCUUUCGCUUCCGACAGGAGCUGUUCAUCUUUUUCAGGUCGGAACGCCCGAUAUCUGUCGAGAGUUUGUGUGCACCAUCAACUACUGGUCAGCUCGUCUCUCGAAAGAACCUCUGAUGGGUGGUGUUAGCAGCAUGGAAUACGGUUGGGGCGAGAACGUCAUCAAUCCAGCUUUGAUUCGACAAGACAGUGCGCCAUCGGUACAAGGCCACAUGCCCCGUCCGAGUGUCACAAGCUCCCUUCGUAGUUCGAUGGACCAUGCCACCGGCACGCCAAAACCCAGACUUCCUGGUGACAAGGUCGUCCUAUCCGAUUGGAGCCCACCAGCAUCAAGCAUGAUGGCUAGUACCCUGAUGGAAGUGGAUCAGCUCAGGGCUCUUACCGACUACGUUAAGAACAUUGAGAACGAGCUCGCUCACCACAACGAACUGAGAGCACCGUUGCUCAUUGCCUUUUCCCCUCGCCACCCCAAUGCUCAGAAGGCCAUGGCCAACUGGGAGCGUAAAUCGCAAUACCUUCUCCGGGAAAUUGUUAAAUUCCGGACCUACAUCGACACACUAGCAACCGCACAAGUGCAGAAGCAAAAGAUAUAUGCCGAGCGCGAAGCUCGUGAACAACAAGAGUUGGGGGACGCAGAGAAGGACGCAGACGUUACCAUGAAGGCCACUGAAGAUGAUGGUGCGAAUGAAGCUUCCGAGCCUGCUCCAUCCAAGACCAUGCCAAACCCAGCUCUACCAGCAGCUUUCCUUUUACACCCCUGA